UAAAGAAUAACUUUUUUUAUAUAUUUCGUUUAUGUGAAUUUAUAUCAAUAAAUUGAUCGUGUUAUCAUGGCUAUGGGAAAAGCUUUUCGUAUUUAUGAAAAAUCGAGGCCACCUAAUCCACAUUCGCUUAUUUUGGAACAUCGAAACCAGAGUCAAACACUUCUUUUUGAAUCGCAAAUCGUAGCUGUUUUGACAACAUAUGAAACAAAUUCCUUGAAACUUCAAUAUACAAAAUUAUUAGAAGCAUAUGGAUGUCUUGGAGUGCUACCAAUCAGUUCGGGUGAAAAUACCUUUUUCUAUUUAGUUAUGAUAACAGGAUGUUUUUCAGUUGGAAAAAUUUAUGAUUCUGAAAUAUUUAGAAUUACUCAAACUAAUUUCAUUCCAUUACAUUAUACUCAAACUAAUAAUGAAGAUCGUAUUGCUGAAGUAAGAAAAGUAUUGAAUUCAGGUACAUUUUAUUUUGCAUGGUCAGCAGGAUCACAUGUUCUUGAUAUAACUCUAAAUGCUCAAAAAAGAUAUGAAACAUAUAAUACAGAUAAACAAUUUUUUUGGAAUCGAGUAUUACACGUACAUUUAUUAAAAUUCGGCGUGAGUACAGAUCAUUGGUUAUUGAAGGUAAUGUGUGGCAGUAUAGAAAUGAGAACUGUGUAUGGAGGGCAUAAACAGGCCCGAGCUGUUCUAAUUUCUAGAUUAAGCUGUGAAAGAGCUGGAACAAGAUUCAAUGUACGGGGCACAAAUGAUGAUGGUCAUGUUGCUAAUUUUGUCGAAACUGAGCAAAUAAUUUACAUAGAUAAUGAAGUAUCUUCCUAUGUACAGAUUCGUGGGUCUGUACCACUUUUUUGGGAACAGCCAGGUAUUCAAGUUGGCUCGCAUAAAAUAAAAAUUUCAAGAGGUUUCGAGGUUUCAGCCCCUGCUUUUGAUAAACAUUUUGUACUAUUGAAGAAACGUUACGGACAACAAUUAAUUUUAAACUUGUUAAGUUCGAGCUUAACAGGCAACAAGGAAGGUGAAACAAUGUUAAGUGAACUUUUCCAGUGCCACCAAAAUAAUUCACAGCAUUCUGAUAUUCCUCAUAUUGCUUUUGACUAUCAUCAAGAAUGCCGCAACGGAAAUUUAAAAAAUAUAUCUAAAUUAAAAGAUAAGAUAUUAGUGUUUCUUGAAAAAUUUAAUUUAUUUUAUUCUGAAGGUGAAAAAAUUAUACACACUCAACAAGGAAUUAUUCGUUCUAAUUGUCUAGAUUGCUUAGACAGAACUAAUUGUGUACAAACUUUUAUUGCCUUAGAAAUCCUUAAAAAACAAUUAUUUUUACUAAAAUUAAGUAAUAAGCAACAAAUUUUAUCUAGAUUUAAUGAAGUUUUUCGACAAAUGUGGAUUAAUAAUGGAAAUGAAAUUAGUAAAAUUUAUGCUGGCACUGGUGCAAUUCAAGGAAAUUCGAAAUUAAUUGAUGGUGCACGAUCUGCAGCCAGAACUAUUCAAAAUAAUCUUCUAGAUUCGAAUAAACAAGAAGCUAUUGAUAUAUUGCUUGGUUCACCAUUAAAUCUCGAUCUUUCUGAUAGAGCUCGAAUACUUUUGUCAACAAAUAUGCUACUUGCUCACUCAAAAUUACUGCAUGAAAUGUGCAAAAGAUAUAAAGAAUAUAUUGAGAUAAAAAAAUUAAGAGUUAGUAUUGCUACAUACAACGUAAACGGAGGGAAACAUUUCCGAAGCGUUGCUUACAAAGACAUAGCGCUGUCUGAUUGGUUACUGGACGCUUCUCAGAAAUCGAUGAAGAAGUCCGAGGAAUAUCCUAUCGAUUUAUUUGUAAUUGGUUUUGAAGAAAUCGUAGAUUUGAAUGCUACUAACAUAAUGGCAGCUAGUAAUGAAAAUGCUAGAGCUUGGGCAGAUGAGCUUCAGAAAGUUUUAUCUAGAGAUCAUAAAUAUGUCCUUGUAACAUAUCAACAGUUGGUUGGUGUUUGUUUAUAUAUUUUUAUAAGACCAACAUAUACUAACUUCUUAAGAGAUGUUGCAGUCGAUUAUGUAAAGACUGGGCUUGGAGGUACUACAGGCAAUAAGGGUGCAGUUGCUAUUCGUUUUGUAUUAUUUUCAACGUCAUUUUGUUGUAUUUGUGCACACUUUACUGCUGGUCAGUCACAAGUGAAUGAAAGAAAUGCAGAUUAUGCAGAAAUUACUAGAAAAAUUGUCUUUCCACAAGGUCAAACUUUAAAUGCACACGAUUAUAUAUUUUGGUGUGGAGACUUUAAUUAUAGAAUUGAUAUGGAUAAAGAGGAAAUGAAAGAAUUAAUUAAGCAUAAUCAAAUACCUAAAUUACUAAUAUGCGACCAACUAAAGAAUCAACAGCAGCUUGGAAAUGUAUUUCAGAAUUUUUUGGAAGGAUCUAUAAAUUUUCUUCCUACUUAUAAAUAUGACCUGUUUUCUGAUGAUUAUGAUACUAGUGAGAAAUGUCGGCAACCUGCUUGGACUGAUAGAGUUUUAUGGAAACGUCAAAAAUUCGUAUAUGAUAAAGAUUUCAACGAGGAUUGGAAUUCUGGUAAAUUACUAUAUUAUUGUAGAAGCGAAUUAAAGCAAAGUGAUCAUAGACCAGUAAUAGCUACGAUCGAUAUUGAUGUUCACUGCGUAGAUACAAUUAAACGUGAUAUAAUUUUUGAAGAUGUUAAUAGACAAUUAGGUCCGCCUGAUGGAACAAUAAUUUUACGUGUUGAUGAAGAUUGCAUUGAUCUAGAAAGUAUCUUUGAAGAUAAUUUUAUGAAUCUUCUAGUGCAAGAAUUUUCUGAAUUAGGUGAAAUAAUACUUGUACGUUUAGUAGGUAAUACAAUAUGGAUUACAUUUCGAAAUAGCGAAAGUGCUUUAGCUGCAGCUAAAAAAAAAAUUGUAAAUGUCUGCGAUCAAAAAUUAGAAAUAAUACUAAAAUCGCCUAAUUGGAUAUCAAACGUCCAAAAAGAACUUGAUAUUCUUGAAAAUAUAGACAAUACAGAAAACCUUGCUAUUUUAAGUACAAUACCAAGAAAAUUUAAAUUAUGUCAUUCCGCUACAUCAACGUCUCCUAAAUCAAUUCCUCCUGCGAGACCACCACAACCCGUAAUAUCUAAAAAACAAAAUAUUUUUCGCCCAACAUUAUUACAAACUAAACAGUUGAAUAAACAACCUAUCGAAAUUAAAAAUGAGGAAAUCCCAGAGAUUGUUGCUAUUACUUCCGUUGAUAAUUCAAUCAAUAAUCCUGAAUCAAUUUCAAUAUAUACACAUUCUAAAUUAUCAAAUCAAGUCGUGACAGAUCCUCCACCUUUACCACUACGUGAUCAAACUUCAACACCUUCAAUUGCGUUAUCAGUACCACCAAUUAGUUUACCUCCUCCAAUACCGGUCAGAUCAUCAGGAAAACCACCAAUACCUGUACGAAAUAAUGAUUAUAAUAAAUCUUGUAUUUAAAAUAAACUAGCUAUGUAUAAUUUAGACUGUAAUGCAAUACGUUAAAUAAAAUGUAUUUACUUUAAUGCUGCAUUAGAGAAGAUUCACAGUAUUUAUUACUUAACUAUAAAAUCAAAUAAAUAUAAUAUAUCGAAAAA
Molecule: messenger RNA, 3560 nt
Organism: Ceratosolen solmsi marchali
Lineage: Eukaryota; Metazoa; Arthropoda; Insecta; Hymenoptera; Agaonidae
Gene: Synj
Product: synaptojanin
Exons: 7
Coding region: 67-3423 (1118 amino acids)
Biological process (GO): synaptic vesicle endocytosis; phosphatidylinositol dephosphorylation
Molecular function (GO): nucleic acid binding; phosphatidylinositol-4,5-bisphosphate 5-phosphatase activity
Source: RefSeq, a predicted model, not a curated record